Molecule: messenger RNA, 3169 nt
Organism: Peromyscus leucopus (white-footed mouse)
Lineage: Eukaryota; Metazoa; Chordata; Mammalia; Rodentia; Cricetidae
Product: SH2B adapter protein 1-like
Biological process (GO): intracellular signal transduction
Cellular component (GO): plasma membrane
Molecular function (GO): transmembrane receptor protein tyrosine kinase adaptor activity
Source: RefSeq, a predicted model, not a curated record
UCCUGACAACUCUGGCAGGUAGAGAUUAUCAACUGUGUUUCACAGAUACAAAAGCUGGGCUCGCACAGCUAACAGGUGGGCUGAGCUGGGGCUUGGGUCCAAGUCUCACAGGCUUUAGGGCAUACUCCCCAGGGAGAGAAGUCUUGAGCCUAGCUCCUUGUGAUGUCUUACUUAUGUGGCCAGUAAAGACUUGCCCUGACCCAGCACACCAUCUCUUUUUCUCUAGGACUGCUCCAGUCAGCCCUAGAAAAGGGGGCAACCCAGAGAUUGGUCUUUGGCCAGUCUCCACACGGGGCUUAAGUGCAGGGUUGUAAAAUCAGCUUCUAAAACAGCUAGCUGAUCCUUCAGUCCAUCAUCCUCUCAUUGGGCUUAUGAAGCGAGGGCUCUAAACUCUGUAAUCCCGUCACCCUCUUGGCCCCGAGACCAGAGCAAUAGGGGCUGUGGUUGGGGCUGGUCCAGCCAGUCCCUGGAGACUAGAACUACGCAGUGGGAAACACAGUAGACUCUGAAUUCUGGAAUUUGUUUGAAGUCUCUGCUUCCUAUCCGAAGAAGUUAUUAAGUUUUCUAAGGAAAGGUAAAAUGACCUAUGGAACCCACUGGAAUGGCAUAUGGAAAGAAUAUGGAAGCUGUUGCCGCUCACCCCGUGUCUUCUGGCCGCUUCCUCCUUAGCUGCCUCUCCUCACAGGCUCCCCCUGUCCUCCUCCUGGGGCCCAUCAUGAACGGUGCCCCUUCCCCAGAGGAUGGGGCCUUCCCUUCUCCGCCACCACUGCCGCCACCCCCUCCCCCAAGUUGGCAAGAGUUCUGUGAGUCCCACGCGAGGGCUGCUGCCCUGGAUCUCGCCCGCCGUUUCCGCCUCUACCUGGCCUCGCACCCACAGUAUGCAGAGCCUGGGGCAGAAGCUGCCUUUUCGGGCCGUUUUGCCGAGCUGUUCCUGCAGCACUUCGAAGCUGAGGUGGCCCGGGCCUCCGGCUCACUCUCCCCGCCUGUCUUGGCCCCACUGAGCCCCGGUGUGGAGCUGGCAUCACCACACGACUUGUCCCUUGAAAGCUGCAGGGUGGGUGGGCCCCUGGCCGUGUUGGGCCCAUCUCGGUCUUCUGAGGAUCUAGCUGGCCCCCUCCCUUCCUCAGUCUCUUCCUCCUCUACAACGUCCUCAAAGCCGAAGCUCAAGAAACGCUUUUCCCUCCGUUCAGUGGGUCGCUCAGUCAGAGGUUCUGUACGAGGCAUCCUGCAGUGGCGGGGGGCCGUUGACUCUUCCUCCCCGGCCGGGCCUCUGGAGACCACACCAGGCCCUCCAGUUCUAGGUGGAAACAGCAACUCCAACUCCUCUGGUGGUGCCGGGACGGUCGGUAGGGGAUUGGCUAGUGACGGCACAUCCCCUGGGGAGAGAUGGACUCACCGCUUUGAGAGGCUGAGACUGAGUCGUGGAGGGGGAGCCCUGAAGGACGGAGCAGGAAUGGUGCAGAGAGAAGAGUUGCUCAGUUUCAUGGGGGCCGAAGAGGCUGCCCCUGACCCGGCAGGAGUGGGUCGUGGGGGAGGGGCGGCCGGGCUGACCUCAGCGGGAGGAGGGCAGCCUCAGUGGCACAAGUGUCGUCUGCUGCUCCGAAGUGAAGGAGAAGGAGGAGGAGGAAGUCGCUUGGAGUUCUUCGUGCCACCCAAGGCAUCCCGGCCCAGACUCAGCAUCCCCUGUUCCACCAUCACUGAUGUCCGCAGCACGGCCCUCGAGAUGCCUGACAGGGAGAACACCUUUGUGGUUAAGGUAGGGGGGCCUUCAGAGUAUAUUCUGGAGACAACUGAUGCACUUCACGUGAAGGCCUGGGUAUCUGACAUCCAGGAGUGCCUAAGCCAGGGACCCUGCCCUGCUAUCAGUCCCCGUCCCAUGACUCCCCUGGCCCCUGGGACCUCCUUCCUCACAAAGGAUAACACAGACAGCCUGGAGUUGCCCUGCCUGAACCAUUCAGAGAGUCUGCCCAGCCAGGACUUGCUGCUGGGACCCAGCGAGAGUAACGACCGCCUGUCGCAGGGGGCGUAUGGGGGCCUCUCUGACCGGCCGUCAGCAUCCUUCUCCCCUAGCUCGGCCUCCAUUGCCGCCUCCCACUUUGACUCAAUGGAACUGCUUCCUCCAGAAUUGCCCCUCGCAUUCCUAUUGAGGAGGGGCCCCAGCGGGACAGUUCAUCCCCUCUCAACCCCCUACCCUCCCCUGGAUACUCCAGAGGCAGCCACAGGGUCCUUCCUGUUCCAGGGGGAGUGAGGAGGUGAGGGGGAUCAGCCCCUCUCAGGAUAUCCUUGGUUCCACGGCAUGCUCUCUCGACUCAAGGCUGCCCAGUUAGUGCUAGAAGGAGGCACUGGCUCCCACGGUGUCUUCCUGGUACGUCAGAGUGAGACAAGACGUGGUGAAUAUGUCCUCACUUUCAACUUCCAGGGCAAGGCCAAGCACCUGCGGUUGUCACUGAAUGGAGGCCAGUGCCGGGUCCAGCAUCUGUGGUUCCAGUCCAUUUUCGAUAUGCUUGAGCACUUCCGGGUGCACCCCAUCCCUCUGGAGUCCGGAGGCUCCAGUGACGUUGUCCUUGUCAGCUAUGUGCCCUCCCAGCGGCAGCAGGGUGAGCAGAGCAGGUCUGCAGGGGAGGAGGUGCCCGUGCACCCGAGAAGUGAGGCCGGGAGCAGGCUGGGAGCCAUGCAGGGGUGUGUUGAGGGCGACCGAUGCUACCCGAUGCCUCCUCCACCCUCCUGCCCUUCGGAGCGAGUGACUGUGUGUAAGUGUGGUCCUCUCACCACCGCCCAUGAUCCAUCUGCCAUGGAGGGGGUUACUCAGGAGACGGGAUAUGGGGGAGAUAGCACACGGCUCCUUGGGGAGGCUAAGCAAAGGGGAGGCCAGCACAAGAACGCACUUCCUUCCACAAUCAACGUGUCUUUUUACCAUUCCUGUCCAGAACGGAACACCUCCGUGACCCAACCCAGCCCCCUGAACCCCCUCCAUGGACAGAUACCCCACAUCCUGGGGCAGAAGAGGCGUCGGGGGCGCCAGAAAGUGGCGGCCACCACAGCCGCAGCAGCCAAAGAGAGGCAAGAGAAAGAGAAAGCGGGCAGUGGAGGGAUCCAGGAAGAGCUGGUCCCCGUGGCUGAGCUGGUCCCCAUGGUUGAAUUGGAAGAAGGCCAUAGCACCAGGCACUGA